GUCCUUGAUCACAUAUUCGGAAUUCCUCACUACGCUUUUGAAAGUGGAUGUGCAAGUAGUAAUUGUACGACGUUCUUCUCGCUCAUUAAUCUCUCACACUCUAUCUGAAGUCGUAAUGUCUUUUUGCGAGACUGUAGUUUAUGAGUGAAGUAGUAUGGUUUACGAUAACCGGUCUUGAAUUUCAGCUCGAAAUUCUUUAUCCAUAUGGCUAAAUGGCGUCUUGUCGUUUUAGCUGAUAUCAGUUCGUGAUAAAAACACUAGAUAUAACUUCUCAACAUAAUUACCCGGUGCAAAUCACAAUCCUUAUCCUUCAUACAGGUUUAAAACCCUCAUUCAACACCAACCUCGAGGUUGAUGUUGAUUUUUGUACUUGUUGUGAUUAUCCGUGCUUUGUGUACUUGUUGCACCAAAAAGCAUUCUCAAUAUAUCUAAACUAAAAGCGAUUUGGUUAAGGUUUGAAUUUUCUGCUAAACUUUGUCUCGUGGUACCUUUUGCUACUUAUUGACUGACACUCGUGUUCACAUUGUGAUCAUAUUGUGUUUUAAACCUUUUUUAAUCAAAUUACAAUGGUUAGUAAGACUUGUAAAUGUGGACAAACAAACUGCUUGUUCCCCGUUGAGGGAAGAAAGCAGUGCGAUGAAUGUAAAAAGUGGUACCAUUAGAUGUGAACGCGUCUAAGUCCUACAGCUUACAAAAGAUUCUCGAAGCCUAACUCGCAUUGGCUUUGUAUGCUUUGCUGUACAAAUAAUAAGUUACCGAUCCGUCAACACUAACGACGAGUGAAGUGCCACUUGAUAUUGGUAAUCAUACACCUCUAGUGGAAAUUGAAGACCCGGAUAAAACUGUCACCGUUCCAAAUAGUCCCGGUGCGGCUGUCCUGAGUGAUGAUAAAUGGACUUCAGUACGGAGAAAAAGAAAUGAGAAGAAAAAAGCUGUACGUGAAGGGCAGCUGGUUAGCAAAUAAUUGGGAGAGACGGUAUCAGAAACAAAGACUCCACUGUGUCAAGGCAGACUUCUCUGAGAGGUCAGUCGUCUUUCAUAAGUUAAGAGAAUCUUCCGAUAAGGAACCAAAGGCUAGGUUUGAACACGACCUCAGUCAUAUUAAGUCUUAAAUAAGCAAUUUACUCCCAGAUACAGUUUCAGCAGUUAGUAAGCUCUGAAAGUCAUCAGAAAAACCGCCUCUUGAAGGUUACAUUUGCCACGGUUGAAGAAAUGAAACUGAUUCUAGGUAAUUCACGUAAAGUGAUUGGAUCCGGAAUAUACGUCCAUGAGGAUCAUAGCCUAGCUGAUCGUACUAAGAGACGAGCUGCAGAACUGGAAAUAAAUGAGGGUCGCCAAAACGGUGAAGGAAACUUUGUUCUUAAGGGUUUUCAAAAUGUAAAAGUUCGGAGCAGAACGAUCUCCAAACCGCUCUGGGUGGUAAGGAAAAGUUCCCCACAGACUUAAAGGUAUGCUACACAAAUGCUCGCAGCCUACUAAAUAAAAUUGCAAAGUUCAGGUCAGUGGUGGAUAAAGAAAAACCGGAUGUUAUUGCUGUCUCAGAAACUUGGUUAACGUCAGAAGUAUUAGAUAAUGAAAUUCAGUUGACUGGUUUUUUUACCCACCAGGGCUGAUAGAUUAAACCCUAGGGAUGGCGGGCUUAUCCUGUACCCCACAAUGUAUGACUUAAGAAACUCUUCUUUAGAUUUAGUCUUCACACACAGUGAUGACGUUGGUCAAAUGACUUUCCUCCCACCACUAGGAAGGAGUGACCAUGCAGUCAUAUUAUUCAAAUUCAUGGCUGAGAUUGCCUGUCAAACAGUUGCGCCGGCACGUCCUAAUGUAUGGAAGACAGAUAUGGAGGCAAUCAACUCCGCAGCAUCGACUUAAAACUGGGAAAUUGGCACAAGGGCAUCAGUACAAGUCAUGGACUCUUUUCAGGCAGUUAUACAACCGGGUAACUCAACCAUACAUGCCCUGGACAGUUCCAAAGAAGAAGAUGCACGUCCAUCCCUGGAUAGGCCGGGAUAUUUGACGUUUACUAAGACGAAAGUAAAAAAUGUUGGGAUGUUGCCAUCUGCCUUGGCACAGCAGGUACGAUGGAACGCUACAGAUCGGUAAAAAACAAGUGCAUAACGAAAAUUCGGGAAGCUCGAAGAAAAUACGAAAUGCAGUUGGCACAAUCUGCACUCAGACAGCCCAAGAGAAUAUUCUCGUACAUAAACUACGGAACAAGGAUGCAUCAUUGGAUUCUCAACCUAAUUAAAGAAGAGGGUGAAUGUGAAAUGAUAGAGGAAGAUCAGGAAGAAGCAGAGACCAUGGCUGACUAUUUUGGGGCAGUGUUCACUCAGGAACCUCCUCUAGACAAAGAACCAAACCAAAAUAAAGAGUCAACAAACCACCUGCCCACCGUUGACUUCGAUCAAAAUGAUGCGCUUGAGGCUCUUAGCACCUUAAAUAUGAAAAGUCAACAGGACCAGAUGAACUACACCCCAAAAUAUUGAGACAUAUUGCACAAUAUAUCGCAGUCCCACUGACUGAUAUUCAAUAUGUCACUUGACCAAGGUGUGUUACCUGUGGACUGGAAGGAAGCAAUCGUCACUCCCAUACAUAAAACAGUACCAAAACAACUUCCAUCGAACAACAGACCUGUAAGCCUCACCAGAUAUUGGAAAGAAUAGUCAAAAAGACCAUAAUGACAUGUGUGGAAACCAGCAAGCAGCAUGGUUUUAGAAAGGGUCUUUCUUGUACAACGAACCUCUUUAUAGUAAGGGAAUUUUGGAUAAAGGCGCUAGACAACGGAAAUUCAGUGGAUGUUGUCUACAUACACUUCAGUAAGGCUUUUGACAAGGUGCCAACUAAGGGACUGCUAUUGAAGUUGAGAAACCUUGGUAUUUCCGGACCUCUUUUAAAAUGGAUUAAGGAUUUCCUAGUAAGUCGUGGACAGAAGGUAAGAAUAAAUUCCAAAUGCUCCAUCUGGAGACCAGUACUUAGUGGAAUACCUCAAGGUUCCGUCCUAGGUCCUUUACUUUUUAUAAUGUAUGGUAAUCUUCCAAGUAUAGUACAGUCUCCAAUGUUAUUAUACGCUGACGAUGUAAAGAUCUGGCGAGUAACAACUGGAGACACAGACGCAUGUGCUCUUCAGACAGACUUAAAUAAUAUGAUUAACUGGUCUAAAGAGUGGCUGAUGCCUAUCAACGCGGCAAAGUGUAUCUACAUGCACUUUGGGGAUUCAAAGAUUAUUAAGUACAACAUAGGGAAGUGCCAUUACCCGUGAUCCGGCCUCAUAAGGAUCUAGAGGUGACAGUGAGUCAUGAUCUUAAGACGACGGCCCAUUGCCGGGAAGUCCCAGCUAAGGGAUUUCGAACACUCUGGGCUUUAAAACGAACAUUCACUAAGUUAGAUACUACCAUGUUCACCACAGUAUACACAUCCUUAGUGAGAACCAAGCUUGAGAACUGCGUUCAGACUUCAAGCCCCUGUUUAAAGGGUGACUCGGAUAUCCUAGAAAAGUACAGAGGGCAGCUACCCGUGCAACUCCAAAACUCCGGGGUUUAUCAUACAAACAGCGGUUUGAAAAGCUGGACCUCUUUACUCUGUCCUAUCGCAGAUUAAGGGGAGAUCUAAUUUUGAUGUACAGAAUACUGAGGAAUGAUUUUGGACCUAACUUAUUCUCUCUUUUUCUCCCCACUAGAUCAGGACAUCUUAGAGGACAUAGCAGGCGAGUAGAAAAACCAAGAACGAACAAAAUACCAGUGGCAUACAGGUUUUCACACCGAGUCAUCAAUGAUUGGAACCUGCUGCCCGAAGCAGUGGUGUCCGCACCCUCAAUCGACUCUUUCAAGAGAAGACUGGACACUCACAGAAGCAUACUAGGAAAGGAAUAACAUAGGCCGUAGGCCUUCUGUCCUUACCACACAAAUCUGAAUCUAGUCAGUUGGUGAAUAUUCUGAAGGACGCUUUCGAGUCACUCAAAGGUUCAUAAAUUAUGGUCUCACUAAAAACUAUUAAGGUCACUUUAACGUCGCUAAAAGGCCGUCCAUAAAUUAUAGUCACUGAAUUUGUUUGUUCCUUCCCUUUUCUGUAGUUCUUCGUUAUUCUUCCUGGACAAGCGUAAGUUUCACUGUUAUGGACAGUUAGUCAACAUUUACAAGAGUUCCUAGAAGACUCUUAGUUUCUGAUAUGUAAGUUAAGGGAUCCCAUUAUAUUGUGCAUUUGUUUGAAAACAAACAAGUGUUGUCUAUGUGUAUAGAUACUUAGAAUACAGACCAAUGGGAUCAUGUUCAAAUCACGAGUAUUUGUGCCUUAGCCGAACGAAAUAUUGUUUGCAAGCCGAUCUCAAUCUCCUUAUUUUGGGAAGACUUUGGGGGAUUUUGGGAUUUUUCAUAAAGUCGUAAGAAAUAUGUGUAAUAAGAUCCUGGGGAAAAUCGCCUAAGUUUUGGGGAAAUUUUGGGUAUUCUUUAAUUUAGUCAGAUUGGGAUACAAUGCUCAUCGUACUCAUUCGUUUUUCCUAGAGGACCUGAAAUUUGUGUCAAGCACGAGUGCUUAUGGUUUUUUAAUGCAUGUGGAAAGCCCAUGUCACUACUUUUUUGUUCGUUGUUUAUUAGUCUACUUCAGAAAAUCGAUCGUUUCGUCCGGUCAUUUUCAUGCCAUAUUCAUAGCAGUUUUAACCGUUAAAUACACCCCUAUAUUUUGCAUUUCGCAUAUUGGGAUCUUAUUUGAUAGUAAUAGUUAUACACCACAUCGUUCCCAACUUUUCCCUUGUCUAAAGUUACGUAUGUUUUUUAGGUUUUUAUCUCAAUUAUGAAAUGUUCGCCUCUCAACCAAAUAUUAAACCAACACAUAUUCCUCCCAUUAUGGAAUGCCCACCAAUGCCUCAUCCAGCAAUGAAUGUGAAUUUCCCAACAUUUUAUUCUGGCAGUUUCGUGCAGAAUAAUAUCUCAUCUCUUGCACAGGAGAGCUUAUAUGAAAUUCAACGACUUAGACUACUUCUGACUAAUUUGCUGACUUCUAUACAAUCUGAUGAAAAAGAUCCUGAGGAAAAAAAUAAGAUUGUGGACGAAAACUUUGUGCUAUUCAAUAGAAAUGGUAGUACGAAGUGUGAAAACAUUCCUAGUCCUCUAUUUACAACUGGAGAAGGAAAAACAAACGGGAUCGUGCCUGAAUGUCGCAACAACCUCCCUCAAACUCUUGGUACGAAGAAUUUAUCGUGUGAAAAGUUAGCAUUACACAAAACAGUCAAUCAAAUCAGUGAUGUUUUUAAUAAUUUGGAUCAACUAGCCAGUCGAAUGCAGGUCAAUCGGUUAUCUGGUCGACCUAGUGACCAUGGUUUACAAAAUGCAUUAUCUCUGUUUAACACCGUUGAACAGUUAGAAUUUAGCCGUAAUAGUUGGCUAUAUGAAUCUCCGCUAUCUCAGUACGUGGGGACCGAUGAUCACGGGAAAGAAUCUGAUUGUCGUCGUGUUGACUGGCUUAUGGAUAGAAUCGAAGCGGAACGUUGGAGUCAUAGAUAUUGGGGACGCACUCGUACUGUGCUUGAAGGUUUACUGGCUUGCUCCGCAUUCAGACGCUCUCAUUUAAAUACAGAUCAUUCCCGCAGGCGAACGGAUUUUCUCAAUAUAAUCAAUCGAGAUUAUGGUGCUGAUUUGGAACAUUUACUCAAUGAAUUAAAUGUUAAUUUGCCGGACCUCACUAUAACGUUAAUCGAACCAUCAUCUGUUGUAUCCGUAGCACAUUUAAGAAUUGGUGAGAUAAUGCAAUGCUUUGUGACUUUUCGUCAGUUGAAUCCAGAAAGAAUUAUUGUUCGUGGAGUAUCGGAACCGAUGAUUAUAAAAACACACUCUGAUUUCCCGAACAACAAUUUAAAUAUUGAGGAAAAACCCUUAUCUUUAGCAACCGAGGAACUAUUAUCUGAUUCAGGUCUUGAUUCAUUGCCGAAAAUUCGUGAUACUGUUGUCUCUUUACUAAGUCCUGACUCGAAAGCUCGAUCACUCCCAGACCAUAGACAACAGCGAGGCUCAAAACUCAUCCGCUUUUGUAGUAUACAUCAAUCGAAGCUCGAUCUUUUUACACCAAGUCGUCAUCCAUUGUUUCGGCGUAUCACUUCCUUAGCCCAAUGUGCCCUUCUUCAUUUUUCUAAUGAAUAUAAACCUCCUUCUGCCAUUCGUGGGUUUUGUGCUUGGCUUCACAGUUAUCGCGACUUGUUCAGUGCCCCAUGCUGUCGUUGCGGUCAGCUUCUAGGUCAAAAUGUUGAACUACCACUUUGGCGUAGUUAUCCUCAAAUGAGAAAGGAUAAUUCUCGAUCUAUGGAACCCCAACAUGAACACUGUCAAGCCAUUAUAUAAACAAUCAUAUACUUGUUUUCUGACUUUUUGAUUACUUCCUAUCAUUUGUAUAGAUAAACUCUACAAUUUAAUAUACCCUGGCUGUAACUUGAGCGAAAUGUUAAUUCCUAUACACUACACCACCUUUGUAAUACAUAUAAGUUAUGUACC
Molecule: messenger RNA, 6473 nt
Organism: Schistosoma haematobium
Lineage: Eukaryota; Metazoa; Platyhelminthes; Trematoda; Strigeidida; Schistosomatidae
Product: F-BAR and double SH3 domains protein 1, variant 2
Exons: 4
Coding region: 4788-6323 (511 amino acids)
Biological process (GO): regulation of transcription by RNA polymerase II
Cellular component (GO): mediator complex
Molecular function (GO): transcription coactivator activity
Source: RefSeq, a predicted model, not a curated record